This is a messenger RNA of Acanthochromis polyacanthus (spiny chromis), 2643 nucleotides long. It is a transcript of the gene trim107, whose product is annotated as tripartite motif containing 107. The record is from RefSeq and is a predicted model, not a curated record. The coding region runs from base 139 to 1713 and encodes 524 amino acids. The transcript is spliced from 2 exons. NCBI's taxonomy places the organism in Eukaryota, Metazoa, Chordata, Actinopteri, Pomacentridae.
CACAUGGAUUAUCUCCUCUGGAGUGUAGUGAGGGCGGAAGACGUGUUGGCUCAUGUGUGCGUCAGUGCGUUUUAUUGAUUCUCAACCUGAACUGUUAGACUCGACACAGACAGGACGACAGCAGAAGCUCCUGCCAUCAUGUCUGUGAGCGAGAAUGAAGCCAGCAUUUCUAACACAAAUCAUCCAGAAGCUCUUGCUUUGGAGCUUACAUGCCCCAUCUGCUUGCAACUAUUCUUUGAGCCAGUUUCUCUCCCCUGCGGUCACAUCUACUGCUUUGGCUGCCUUCAGACCAUGGGAGAAGGCCUUGAUCAACACAGCUGCCCUGAGUGCCAGGCUGAGUACCAGGGAACCAAAUCCCUUGUGAAAAACUUCAAAAUGCGCAGCAUCGUAGAGACCUACAAAGCCACUGCUGGGAAAAUCCUCUCCGCUCCAAGCCCGCCUGAUGUGGGCCAUGUAACAGUCAAGCGUAAUGAUAGCUCUCCAACUGCGGAGUCAGAUGCAAAAUACCCCCAAAGCUUAGCAGCAACUGGAAAGAACCAAGAGGAGAGUGCAGAAUGCAAGGCACAGGAUGGCUUUCAGAUUGGGUCUGGAUCCACACAACACCCGUUUUCUUUGGAUGAAGAAAAAGGCAGUUGCAAAGGCAAAAUGGAAAUGGAUGAACCUAAGUUUAAACUGGCAUCUCAAGUCACUGAGUUGAACCUCAAGUUGGAGAUGGCAGAGGGUGUCCUGAGGAAGGAAAAGGGGUGGGAGCUGGAGGUAACAACAGCUAAUGCUCAGCUGAGAGAGAAAGUAUCCAAACUGUUGGGGCAGAUUAAGGAUUUGUCACAGAGCUACAGUGAGCAGGUGACACAGAUGAUUGAAGAAGAGUUAGGACCAGGUGAGGCCAGUGUUUUCAGUCGAGUCAGUCAGGCCUCUGAGCUGACUAGGCAGCUGAGGCAGGCCAUGCUGAGGGCUGAGUCCCUGCUGACUGAAGAGGAUGAGACUGCGUUUAGUGACGAGCUCCAAAAUCUGCAGCCGCACAUUCAAGAAUUAAUGGAAAAACCAGUCGGAGAAGAGGAAGACUUUGUUGAAGUGAAAGUCAACCCUGCAAGAGUUUGCCCCAAGCUGGAAACCAUGAAUGCUGAGCUGAGGGAAAGACUUGGACAGAUUCAGCGCUCCCUUCGGAACACCUUUAACCCUUCAGAGGUGACUUUUGACCCAGAAACAGCCCAUCCUAACCUCAUUCUCUCAGAGGACUUGAAGACUGUGACUUUCAGCACCGUGAAACAACCCUACCCAACUUCUCCUCAGAGGUUCAUGAGCUUCUUUCAGGUCCUCAGCACCCAGACUUUCUCUGAAGGCGAUCAUAGCUGGGAGGUGGAGCUUGAAGGCUCUCCGUGGAUCAUCGGUAUUUGCUACGGCGGGAAGCUUGAGCGUGUCGGCCUGCCAUCUGCUCUGGAAAGCAGCCGGAGCUCCUGGUGUCUGAUGUGGUUCAACAACCUACUGACAGCCUUUGAGCAGAGUCACAGUGUGCCGCUGAAGAAGACCACAGUGUCCCGCAGGCUGGAGAUGAGGCUGAGCUUCAAGACCCACAGACUGAGCUUCUACAACAUCAGCUCCAUCAGUGGGAAGACACAUAUAUAUACAUUUAAGGCUAACCUGACGGAACCGGUGCACCUGGCCUACAGGAUGAUGUCAGGGCACCCCAAGGCCCGUGUCGCUAUUUAUUCAUAAUCAGAGUUCAUUAAUUUAUUGAAAUGGCUGCAUGUGAGAAAGAACUAAGUCAUCAUAUUUGAAACAUGGUUUGUAUGAUGAAAAAUUUUCCCUGUACUUGAAAUCUGGUGUUUAGCUAGGUUGGAUUCUCAAGUCUAUGAAGGCAUAGAAACAAAAUUGACUUAGUCACUCACUGCAGAAUGUCUGAAGACCCUUGCACAAAUCCAAUCUGAAAGCUGGAGUGGAUUUUUUUGUUUUGUUUUUACAUCAGGAUAAUUUAUUGGUAUAAUCUAACUGAACCCUCUGAAACCCAAAACCCACCAGCAAGUCAGAAAAAUUCACCAAAUGACAUCAUUUAUUCACUCCAGAACCUCUAAAAAGAUAAAGAAUGAUCAGAUUUUAUUUUUUGCUUUCUUUAAUGGUCCCUGAACAUAUUAGGUUUGACAUGCAGUUCAAAAAAUAACACAAAAUCAUCAAAUGUUGUAAUAUUUUAUCAAAAUCAUUUUGUUAUACAUGUGUCAUUCAAAAAAUUGACACAAACUUAAAAGUUUGAUUGUGUUAAAAAAAACAAACAAACUGAGAAAUCAUAACUGACUCAGCUGUGAUCAACAAUCAUGUGACAAAAAAAUUAAGACACUUUUUGGCUGAACUGUAAGAUGUGAUUACACAGAGGAGAUGACAAGAAAGACUGAGAGAAAAGCAAAACUUAUUUAUAAAAUUAGUGCAGCAUGGUUUAUAAGUUAAACAACGGAGCAAGUUGUCAGAAAUAGAGGAGCACGACUUCAUAUUGCAUUUCAAAAUGAAAAUGAAUGGAAAUGUGACAGAAUCAGAAAACGCCCAAAACAUCUUAUGGUUCAGUGGGUUGAACAGGAAAAGUGCAUUAAAUAUUGAAAUGUGUGUUUCUGUAAUGUUUAUCACCUUCCAUCUGACAAAUAAACGCCUUAUAAAAUG